CCAAAGACAAACAAGAUGCCCCCGUGAGCCGUCUGACGAAUUCCAGGGUAUCCCUUCCCUCAGCAACAAAUGGGAACAGCCCUGAGCUCAUGAUCUGGAAAUAGCAUGUAGGGAGAAAAGGGGCGUACGGACUGGAAGUAUAUUAAGGCCAGAAGAGCCCACAUGAGCCAGAACAAGAAGCUGGAAAGAAGCGCAACCGGACGUCUGCUUGAACACAAAGAUCAGCCACAUGUCGCGACACGCAGCCCUGAGCAGCCUCUUUGGCGAUGACCCCUUCUUCAACCAGGGGGGUCUCCUAUGGCCUCUUUCCUCGCUACGCCAGGACCUCUUCAACCGCAAAGCCGAGCUGGCCGACAGUUUCUUCAAGGACAGAUCGCGACUCUUGGAUUCGGCACUCGUGCCCUCCGCUUUCCUCAGAAUGAGCGAGCGAGAGGAUCCUGAAGAAGAGGAGCCAAGGCAACAGUCCUCGCCGCACGAUGACCUCCUGGUGACAUUGGACGCCCGCGGCUACGCUCCUGGCGACAUCAGCGUCAAGCUGGAAGGACGCAACCUGCUGGUGAUGGCCUGCAAGCAGGCGGGCGCUCAGGAAGCCCACUCCUGCUCCUCUCCCUCCUCCCGAGCCUCCUUCGCCUCCUCGGCCGCCUCGCGGGUGGGCUUCAAGCAGAACAUCCACCUUUCGCCUCAUCUGGAUCUGUCGGGACUCUCCUGCUCCCUCAUGGAGGACGGUCAGCUGCGGAUCCACGCCCCGGUUGCCAAGAAGCAGAUCACGGAGGGGCCUGAUGCGCCCAUUGCAGAGGAGCGCAAGGAAGCGGCGGUGGAGGAGCGCAAAGAAGCAAUCGUAGAGGAGCAAGAAGAUGCGCCUCCUCUCUUCAGGACUUCUCUCGAAUUCCCCGUCACACAGGAGAAGACCGAGGCCCAGCACACACACUAGAAAACACACGCACCUAUACAAAAAAAAAAGCACACUUAAGUCAACUAGAGACAUAAAACUUCACUUAAACUUUGUUUUCAUUGCACUACACUUUGUUCUGCAUGUAUUUUAUUACUUUCUUAUAUUAAACCACUAAAUGAACUUAAAACUUGGAGACAUUGGCAAGUCCUUUUUCUGUUGUGAUGUACGGUACAAUGAUGUCCACCAGAUGGUACCAGAGUAUAUCUUUUUUGUUUGUUUGUUUAAUUACAGUAAUUCUCAUGGUUUCACUCUGUGAAGUGAUGAUUAACCCUUAGUAGGGUCAGUGACUAUCUUUGGUAAUUUAUUUAUUUUUUCUAAACUUGACCUUGAAAAUACCUGAGGUCGACA
Molecule: messenger RNA, 1300 nt
Organism: Corythoichthys intestinalis (scribbled pipefish)
Lineage: Eukaryota; Metazoa; Chordata; Actinopteri; Syngnathiformes; Syngnathidae
Gene: hspb9
Product: heat shock protein, alpha-crystallin-related, 9
Exons: 2
Coding region: 230-931 (233 amino acids)
Source: RefSeq, a predicted model, not a curated record